GGUUUUCGAUUCUUUAAAUAAGACAGAUAGUAAAUGUAAGAAUCAUAUUGCAUCAUGUUAUAUCUGAUAUAAAAUAAACAUUAUAUCUAGAUGAAACACAUUCUCACACCAAUAAAAACACCAAAGAUGUUGGCAAGUCAGUUAACUUAAAAGAAAUUCUAGUGUAAUUGGAUGCAUCGGUUCGAAUGGGUUUUAAUGUCAUUAAAUCUGCUUGUGAAAUGUAUAUUAAAAUGUUUUUGGACAACUUUUAGAAAAAUUAAUUGAAGAGGCUAAUAAAUUUUAUUAAAACUAGAAAUUUUUGAUAAUUCUUGAUGAUCGUCCCAUCCAUUUUCGCAAAUUUUGAAUUUUUAAAAGAAAAUGUAUACAAAAAUUAACCUUAUGAUGAAAAUACGAUUUUUCAAUUAAUACAUUGUUAAUUAAAGGAAAAAAAAAAUAUGGUUUCAUUCAAAAUGUAAUGGUUCAUAUCCAAAAUGAAAUAAAAUUAAUUUAGUUAGGUGAGGAAUACUAAGGAUGAUUUAAUAUAAUUCAAAUAAAAAACUAAUUAAUAUAUAAUAAUGUAAACCAGGACUGUAUAAAAAUAUUCCUAGAUAUCAAAAUAAUACACUUAAAUAAUGUAAUUUAUGAAAUAGAUCAAUAAAGGCUAGUCAAUUUGUUUAAGCUAUAAUUCAACGAUAUAUAUCAAUCGUCAAUAGGUCAAAUAUUUACUAAAUCAAUUAUUAGGUAUCCUCUUUUUGGCUACAUUUUAUUGAAUUCAAAAAGGCUUACUGUUGGUUGUAUCAAUUUUAGAAAAUUAAUUAUAUUGAUUAACUUUAACAAAUUUUAUUAAUCCAAUUUAA
Paramecium tetraurelia is the source of this 836-nucleotide messenger RNA. RefSeq lists its product as uncharacterized. Lineage: Eukaryota; Ciliophora; Oligohymenophorea; Peniculida; Parameciidae. The transcript has 2 exons. The record is from RefSeq and is a predicted model, not a curated record.